Messenger RNA from Elaeis guineensis (African oil palm), 1712 nucleotides. RefSeq names its product glycerol-3-phosphate acyltransferase 1-like. Gene Ontology annotation, molecular function: phosphatase activity; glycerol-3-phosphate 2-O-acyltransferase activity. NCBI's taxonomy places the organism in Eukaryota, Viridiplantae, Streptophyta, Magnoliopsida, Arecales, Arecaceae. The record is from RefSeq and is a predicted model, not a curated record. Gene Ontology annotation, cellular component: membrane. Gene Ontology annotation, biological process: cutin biosynthetic process.
GAGGAAAAAACUUGAGAGAGAGAGAUGGGGAGAAGAGAGAAGGUGUUUCCCAUGGUGCUGUUUAGUAUAGCAGCACAUUGGUUGGUGUGUUGUUACAGGGCAGCCAGGAAGACGAGAGGUUAUGCUUUCUUACGUGGGAACUCAUGCGGACCACAACAAAUAUCCAGCCUGCACCCUAGCGUAACCAAGUGCCCUUCGAAGGGAGGGGCUCAAACCCUGGUGUGUGACAUCCAGGGGACCCUCCUCAGGUCAUCCUCAUUCUUUCCUUUCUUCAUGUUAGUAGCUUUUGAAGGAGGCAAUCCCCUGAGGGCUCUGCUCCUACUCCUUUCCUUUCCCUUCAUAUGGUUCUUGGGCGACCAGCAUGAGCUCAGUUUAAGGAUCAUGGUGCUCAUCACCUUCUGUGGCCUGAGGACAAGGGACAUGGACACUGUGGCCAGGGCAGUUUUGCCCAAGUUCUACCUGGAGAACCUCAACCUUCAUUCUUAUGAGGUGCUGGCCUCCACCGGGAAGAGGGUGGUCAUCACCAGCUUGCCCAGGGUCAUGGUGGAAGGGUUUCUAAGGGAGUGUCUUGGGGUGAAUGAUGUUGUGGGGGCUGAGCUGCAGGUGGUUGGGGGCUACUAUACUGGUUUCGUUUCUCGGGGAGUUUCCAUGGCUGUGAAGCAUACUGCAAUUAACGAACUCUUUGGUAAUUCAAAGCCUGAUGUUGGACUCGUGAGUUCAUGCAACCCACAUGACCACCUCUUGAUCUCCCACUGCAAGGAAAUAUAUGUGAGCAGCGGUACAGGCGCAGUGAUGCCAAGAGAAAAAUACCCAAAGCCCUUGGUAUUCCAUGAUGGCAGACUGGCCUUCCUGCCCACUCCUCUGGCCACUCUGUCCCUCUUCUUAUGGCUCCCAUUAGGACUAACCCUAGCAAUCAUCCGGGCCCUUAUCGGCAUCCUCCUUCCUUACAACGCCGCAAUUAUUGCCGCGGCCCUCACCGGUCUCCACCUGAGAUUCCAAGGCCUGAGCACCAUCGAAACCACCACCAACAAUAAAAACACUCGCAGCACUGAAGGUAACAAGGGAGUCCUAUACGCGUGCAACCACAGGACCCUUCUGGACCCAAUCAUGGUGAGCACCGCACUCGGCAAGCCGGUCACGGCAGUCACGUACAGCCUGAGCAAAAUGUCGGAGCUAAUCGCGCCGGUGAAGACGGUGAGGAUGACGAGAAACCGGGAGCGAGACGCUGACACCAUGCGGCGGCUACUCGAUGACGGAGAUCUUAUUGUGUGCCCCGAGGGCACCACCUGCCGGGAGCCGUACCUACUAAGGUUUAGCUCGCUUUUUGCGGAGGUGGCCGACGACAUCGUGCCGGUGGCGGUGGAUACCAAGGUGAGCAUGUUCCACGGGACCACGGCGACGGGGCUCAAGUGGCUGGACCCGGUGUUCUUCUUGAUGAACCCCUGGGCGGAGUACAGGGUGGAGUUCCUGGAGAGGAUGCCGUCGGAGCUGACAUGCACCGGGGGUUGCAGUGGGUGGGAUGUGGCAAACCGGAUCCAGAGGCGGCUGGCCGACGCACUGGGGUUCGGGUGCACGACGCUCACCCGGAAGGACAAGUAUCUGAUGCUGGCCGGGAAUGAAGGGGUGGUAAAGCAGUGACUUUCUAAAGUGGCACAUUGUUGCUCUACUCUCUGCUAGCUCUAAGCUCCCCCUAUAUAGAUCAUACAAUCAGU